Molecule: messenger RNA, 1887 nt
Organism: Siniperca chuatsi (mandarin fish)
Lineage: Eukaryota; Metazoa; Chordata; Actinopteri; Centrarchiformes; Sinipercidae
Product: sialic acid-binding Ig-like lectin 13
Source: RefSeq, a predicted model, not a curated record
GCCUUUGCCUGGAAUCAGUUAGAAGGUGGGGUAGAAAAAUUUCCAGAGAGACAGCGAAAGUGAAACUGAGUGAAACUGUCUCAUUUUCCCGAUGGCUUUACUGAUAGCCCCAUGACUGUUAGUAUAAGUACUUGCUGUGUAGUUGUUGAUGUUAUUGUAGUUAGUGAAGUAGGCCUACUGUCUUGCCAGCGAGAACACUGCAGUUGUUGUUGCAGUUACUGUGUGCUGCUGUCGACAUAGACACAGGGACAGAGCCUGUCCGAGCUACUUGGAAUUUCUCCAGUUUGUGUAUUACACCAACAAAACCUCAGAGAAGUAUGGACAAACAGAGAAAGAUGAUGACUUUCUGUCUGCUCUUGGCAGCUAUUAGCAGCCCCGUGCUUAGUGGAGAAUGGAAGGCCAAUGUUGUAAAAACCCUUGACGCCCUGGUUACAUCCUGCAUUGUGGUACCCUGUUCAUUCACCCAUCCUAAAGAACGCCUGCCCACCUCCAAACUCAGAGUCUGGCAUAAGUCAAGAAAUCGAGAUCAACGCAUCUAUAGCGAUGAUCAAACGCAAGUCUUGGAAAACUUAGGGGCGCGCACACGGUUGUUGGGACGUCUGGGUGACAACAACUGCACCUUAGAAAUUACUGAAAUUAAAGAUCAUGAUAAUGGCCCUUUCUGUUUCCGGAUUGAACUAGCACGAACAGAGACUGAUACAUCCACCGUUGACAAGUUCUCCUUUCUUGAAGAUUGUGUUGAGUUCAGAAUGCUCUCUGAUCCUCCGAAACCUACACUGAUUCACCCCAAGACAGCCAUUCAAGAUCAUCCCUACACUGUCGUCUGUUCAGUCACCCAUACCUGCCCCUCGCAUGGGCCUAAACUCACAUGGAGUAGGGGCACCGCAGACACUGAGGUCCACAGAGAAAUUAGUUUAGGCUUGUGGGAGACACAGUCCAUCCUGACGUUCAUUCCUGAGGAGAAGGAUGACCACAGUGAGGUCACCUGCACAUCACAAUUUAAUGGACAGAAGACGUCCUCUUCAUCACUGAAACUCGAUGUAAAACGUACAGAAAACUGUAACCACAUCAUCAUUCCCACAGUAGUGGGGAUUGGUAUCGCUGUGAUCGUUGCAGUCUUCUGCAUUUUCAUGGUGAAAAAAUACAAGAACAGAGUCUGAAGAUAAUCAAAGGAAACCAGAAGAAGUCUAUUGCUGUCUGCAAAAGUGCUGCCUUUAAAAUUUCGCUAUAAUAAUACUGUUUAAAAAAAAAAUGAAAUUAAGUCAAGAGGAAAAUCAUUCAUUGGAGAGUUGAAUCUAUUUGUUUGACAAGCUUGCUUUCAUGUUAUUCACAUAUUAACUUCAGAAAAAUGCCAUUACAAAACAGCAACUUAGAACACAAAAUAUAUAUAAAAUUAUGUUAACAAAGCUUAAAUGUUUUAGCAUGUUUUUCCUGAAAAGCAACAUUAUGUACUGUCAACUGAUUUAGUCAGUGUAGAAAUGGCUAAUUAUCAUUCCUUCCUAUUCACUUUGGUUUGUUCUGUCACAAGUUUAGUUUAUGAGGAGAAAAUAAACUUUUUAGUUGUUAAACUCCUAUUCUUUAUUCACCAUCCACUGGCAUGUGAUAUUAGAGGCACUGUGUUAGGUUUUCUCAGCUGUAAAUUAUAGCCAGCAGUGACAGUGUGCUCGCUUGUGUGAAUAUGUGAUUUCUGCUAAUAACAUUAACUGAACUUUUAUAAACCUCAGUACCAAAUCUAAAAGUGUUUUAAUCUCAAUUUGAAGAGAAAUAUGUCAAAACUGUUUCAGUACCAAAAAGAUCUCAUUUAAAUGUACUAAUGACUUCCUGUUGUCUGAACAGAUGUAUCAUGUAAACAUUUUUCUUUGAACAUUAAAUUUUGAUUUGUGCUCA